AUGGAGGUGCAAUGGGCUAUGGUGAAGCACCAGGAGCUCGCUGCCAAGAAGAAGUCCCAAGCGAACCGGAAACUAAUCUUUGCCCGUGCCCAACAGUACUCCAAGGAGUACGAAUCCAAGGAGAAGGAGCUCAUCCAGUUGAAGAGGGAUGCGAGGAAGAAGGGUGGGUUCUAUGUCAGCCCAGAGCCUAAGCUUCUGUUCAUCAUCCGAAUUAGAGGUAUUAAUGCUAUGCAUCCGAAAACACGAAAGAUCUUGCAACUUCUCCGACUAAGACAAAUCUUCAACGGCGUGUUUUUGAAAGUUAACAAGGCCACAAUUAACAUGUUACGAAGGGUGGAGCCCUAUGUCACAUAUGGGUAUCCUAAUCUCAAGAGUGUCAAAGAAUUGAUUUACAAGAGGGGAUAUGGAAAACUAAACAAACAGCGGAUUCCUUUGACCGAUAAUUCAAUCAUUGAGCAGGGUUUGGGUAAAUAUGGUAUUAUCUGUAUUGACGACCUCGUUCAUGAAAUCGUGACCGUCGGCCCUCAUUUUAGGGGAGCAAACAAUUUCCUCUGGCCCUUUAAGUUGAAGGCACCUCUGGGUGGCCUUAAAAAGAAAAGGAAUCACUAUGUUGAGGGAGGAGAUGCAGGGAACCGUGAGGACUACAUCAAUGAGCUAAUUAGGAGGAUGAACUAA
Zingiber officinale is the source of this 675-nucleotide messenger RNA. RefSeq names its product 60S ribosomal protein L7-4-like. The coding region runs from base 1 to 675 and encodes 224 amino acids. The transcript is spliced from 6 exons. NCBI's taxonomy places the organism in Eukaryota, Viridiplantae, Streptophyta, Magnoliopsida, Zingiberales, Zingiberaceae. Gene Ontology annotation, biological process: maturation of LSU-rRNA from tricistronic rRNA transcript (SSU-rRNA, 5.8S rRNA, LSU-rRNA). Gene Ontology annotation, cellular component: cytosolic large ribosomal subunit. Gene Ontology annotation, molecular function: RNA binding; structural constituent of ribosome. The record is from RefSeq and is a predicted model, not a curated record.